CCACAAAGGAGAGAUUUUGCCCGACUCCUAUCAUCUUCCCCUCUUGUAUCAGGUACGAUUCAUUUUCCGACUCCUCUUCAUUAGCGAUCAUGAAAGCUCCGUUCCAUCUCCUUUCCACAGCCUCUUCUCACCGCCACCAGAUCUCACCACUUCCGCCUCUCUCAAUAUGGAAGUUGGAGUCUCUCUAAUUCUAUUCGAUGAACAAAGUCUUUCUAAUUCUCGAUUCACUACAAUCCAAGCACCUUUGAUGGCUACACUUUUGGGGAUUAUGAGCGAUUUUUGUUCCUCUUUCAAGGUAUAAAGGUGGAUUUUAUAUCCAUUUGAAUUUUCAUUAGAUUUGAGGAUUUAUGGAGAAUACGAAGUCACUAUUCAUGGUGUGUAUUUGGAGCACAAAUUGCUCUGCUUCUUGCUUGGUUUUUUUGCUGAAUUUCUGUUGUGGACUCCCAUGAAGAGAACGAAUUGCACCACUGGAGGAGUAUUUGUGGGGAUGGAUUAUAAAAAUCUUUUAGAAUCUUAUAAAAUCUUUCUCAUAAAUUACACUACAAGCUAUCUAACUCUGCACAGAUUUAAAACAAUUCAUGAAUUUCACAAAAUUCAUAAAUUUUAAACAAUGUAUCAGAAUCUGUUAAAAUCAGAAUUGAAUACACCCUUAAAUUGACUACAUAAGUUUGUCAAUUCUAAGUCAUUGAAAUGUGAAUGGGCGGCUGGCUGCUGCUACCUAACACAAAAACUGAACCGGCUGAAAGCACAAAUUCAAAAUGAUAUCCAUACGCGUAAGCACAAUAUCAAACACCUGGCGGGCUCGGCAUCGCCGCCCUCUUAUAUUGGACAGCCUCAUUUGCCGCCGCCCCUGCCGCUGCAAACCAUACUCCUUCAUACCAUCAGCUUCUCCGUCUAAAGCCCCAGCACAGGUAGACGCAGAAUUCACCGCCGAUUUCUUGCAGUGGCUGGAGCUGAAGGCCGGAACAGAGAUAUCUUCUGCCCUUUCCAUAGGAGAAUCCACUUUCGGAAGGUCUUUGUUUGCUCGAACGCAUAUAAAAGCUGGGGAUUGUAUAUUGAAGGUUCCAUAUAGCGUGCAAGUGUCAUCAAAUAACCUUCCUUUGAGAAUCAAUUCCUUGUUAGGGGACCAGGUCAGCAAUGUGGCAAAAGUUGCUUUACUUGUUUUAUAUGAGCAGAAGCUUGGUGAGAAAUCUGAAUGGGCUCCUUAUAUUAGGCGUCUUCCACAACCUGCAGAGAUGCAUAACACGAUUUUCUGGAAGGAUGGUGAAUUAGAGAUGAUUCGGCCAAGUCCAUUAUAUAGAGAAACAAUUAGGCAGAAGAAAAUUGUUGAAAGUGAUUUUUUGGCGAUUACAGAGGCUUUGUGUCACUUCCCUAAGCUUCACAUGGUCAUCACACUAGAUGACUUUAAGUAUGCAUACGCUUUAGUUACUUCUCGAGCAUGGGAAAGCUUCAGUGGUGUCUCUAUGAUUCCAUUUGCAGAUUUCUUAAACCAUGACGGUCUUUCAGAUUCAUUAGUUCUGAAUGACGAUGGAAAACAAUUCUCAGAGGUUUAAUUGUCUAUCCCGAUACUUUCUCAUGAACACAUAUAACAACUAGAAAAAAUAAAAGGAGCACUAUACUUGGCAGAUGUUGAUUGUUGAAGGAAACUUAUCUUUUAAUCCCCCUUUUCUUUAUUGCACAUAGGACAAGAAGUAUUUGAAAACAAUAUUUUUGUACCGCUCAGUUAUGUCAUUGCAUUGACAAAAUUUUUAUGGUUUGAAGUAGAUAAUGUGCGUGCUCAUUAUCAAUACAGCAAGUGUUUUUCGUUCUUUAUCAACAUGACAGUCAGAAAAAAGAGGAAAACUUUACGAGUUCAGUGAGCUUGUCCAAGGUAAAAACAACAAAUGAACUGUUUGUAGAAUCCAUAAGUAGCCAUAAUGGAUCAAGGAAAGAGGGAAAAAAUAGACUUAAGAAGUCACCUAUGUGUGACUGGUGUGGCUGCACAUGUCAUGG
Molecule: messenger RNA, 1992 nt
Organism: Cuscuta campestris
Lineage: Eukaryota; Viridiplantae; Streptophyta; Magnoliopsida; Solanales; Convolvulaceae
Source: the annotation of a GenBank genome assembly